AUGCUCAAUAUUCUUAUCGGAAUAAUAAUUGCACAUGUUAUUGCUGUAUUAGUCUUUAUAUUUUUCAUUGUAUUAUUUAGAAGAACUAGAAAUGGUGAGUGGUAGAAGUUUAUUCCGCAAAAUGUGAAAACCAAAGAAAAAUUGUGAUUAUUUUCAGACCAAUUGGAUACUUUGCAAAUUGAAGAUGGAGAAAAGGACUUAACUACAAACGAAAAACCACAAUUCAACAAACAAGACCCCGCUAACAAAAGGAAGCAUAGAAAAUAUAUAAAUGAGUGUAAUGAGCAACAAAGAUCUGAUGGAAAUUUAAAACAAUUUAUCAACACUGGACCUAUAAGAUUUCCAGCGGAGCCGGACGAUAAAGCAUUUGAAAAAAAGUGUACAUAUCCCGAAAAUGUUUUAAUCACUAAAGUGAAAUAUGAGCCUGAGCUGAAUGAAGUGGUUCCAAUUGGAUCGGAUGUUGAUAUGAUUAUGGAUGGGAAUAAAGGAAAAUCGACACAAAAUGCUGUGCAGAAAUCAACAUAA
Caenorhabditis angaria is the source of this 525-nucleotide messenger RNA. The record is from the annotation of a GenBank genome assembly. NCBI's taxonomy places the organism in Eukaryota, Metazoa, Nematoda, Chromadorea, Rhabditida, Rhabditidae.